Molecule: messenger RNA, 2894 nt
Organism: Dunckerocampus dactyliophorus (ringed pipefish)
Lineage: Eukaryota; Metazoa; Chordata; Actinopteri; Syngnathiformes; Syngnathidae
Gene: pomgnt1
Product: protein O-linked mannose N-acetylglucosaminyltransferase 1 (beta 1,2-)
Exons: 20
Coding region: 880-2427 (515 amino acids)
Biological process (GO): protein O-linked glycosylation via N-acetylgalactosamine
Cellular component (GO): Golgi membrane
Molecular function (GO): beta-1,3-galactosyl-O-glycosyl-glycoprotein beta-1,3-N-acetylglucosaminyltransferase activity
Source: RefSeq, a predicted model, not a curated record
CCGGCAAAUGGGCGCAAGGUCCUGGACAUCGAGGCGUACUCCAGCCGCUCCAAAGUGUAUGUGGCAGUGGACGGAACCACCGUGUUGGAGGAUGACAUGCGUGAGCAAGGCAGAGGCAUUCAUGUAAUUGUUCUCAACCAAGCUACACGGGGAAAUUCACUUGUUACAGCAGCAAGCAAGAUACGCAAGUAAAGAAUACAGUGUAAAGAAUACAUAUUGACUACAACAUGGUUCAGGUGGUGCAGGUGUUGUAGAGCCUGACAGCGGUCGCUAUGAAGGACCUGCGGAACCUCUCCUUCUUACACCGUGGGUGUAACAGUCUGCUGCUGAAGGAGCUGCUAAGGGAAACAACAGUGUUUAUUUAUUUAUUAUUAUUAGUUUAUUUAUUGUUUUCCAUAUUUAUCACACUUAUAUGUUUCAGAUCAUCAAACAAAAAUCCAAAGCUAUUAACUGGUUGGGCCACCCUUAGUAGCAGUCAAGCAUUUGCGAUAACUUGCAGUGAGUCUCUUACAGAAUUGUUUUUGCAGAAUUGUUGUCAUUCAGCCACAUUGGAGGGUUUUCCAGCAUGAAGCGCCUUUUUAAGGUCAUGCCACAGCAUCUCAAUAGGAUUCAGGUCAGGACUUUGACUAGGCCGCUCCAAAGUCUUCAGCCAUUCAGAGGUGGACUUGCUGGUGUGUUUUGGAUCAUUGUCCUGCUGCAGAACCCAAGUUGGUUUCAGCUUGAGGUCACCAACAGAUGGCCGGACAUUCUCCUCCAGGAUUUUUUAAGUAGACAGAAGAAUUCAUGGUUCCAUUUACCACAGCAAAUCUUCCAGGUCCUGAAGCAACAAAAUAACCCCAGACCAUCACACUACCACCACCAUAUUUUACGGGUCAUGUGAUGGCCAAGAGGAUAUUUGAUACCUACUCCCCCCACGAGGAUGAAGCCAUGAUCCUCUUCCUCAACAUGGUGACCCGAGGGCGAGUUCUCAUCUUUACCAUUAAGGACGAAGGCACGUUCCACCUGAAGGAUGCUGCUAAAAACCUGCUGAAAGGUCUGGGAAGUCAAGUGUCUCUCAACCUCAGCUGGAGGGACAUGUGGACUCUGGUGGUGAAGAAAGGAGGUCAGGUUUACGGCGAAAAGCAUUCCAAGUCUCCUGCUCUUUCCACCUGGGGUGAUCCAGUGCUUCUUAAAACGGAGGUGCAGCUCACUGCCUCUGAAGAGGCAGAGUGCCUCUGGGCAGAUACGGAGUGGAACAGGCGGAGGAAGCUCUUCUGCAGCAAAGUAGAAGGAUAUGGGAGCAUCUGCAGCUGCAAAGACCCGGCACCCAUUGAAUUCAACCCAGAACCCCUGACCACUAAUCAUGUCUUCAAUGUACCAGUCGCGGUCAUCGCAGGGAACAGACCCAACUAUCUCUACCGGAUGCUUAGGUCUCUCCUUUCAGCUCAUGGUGUUAACCCACAGAUGAUCACAGUCUUCAUUGAUGGGUAUUAUGAGGAGCCGAUGGAUGUGGUGGAGCUGUUUGGACUAAAGGGAGUUCAGCACACGCCAAUCAGCAUCAAGAAUGCUCGGGUAUCCCAGCACUACAAGGCAAGUCUGACUGCAACCUUUAAUCUUCACCCAGAUGCCAAAUAUGCUAUUGUGCUGGAGGAAGAUCUGGACAUCUCCAUUGACUUCUUCAGUUUUCUGAGUCAGACCAUCCACCUGCUGGAUGAGGAUGACAGCCUUUAUUGCAUCUCUGCCUGGAAUGACCAGGGCUAUGAACACACCGCAGAGGAUGCUUCCUUGCUGUACAGAGUGGAGAGCAUGCCUGGCCUGGGCUGGGUCCUGAAAAAGAGUCUCUACAAGGAUGAACUGGAGCCAAAAUGGCCAACACCGGAGAAGCUGUGGGACUGGGACAUGUGGAUGCGGAUGCCAGAGCAGAGGAAAGGCAGGGAGUGUGUCAUCCCGGACGUGUCCCGCUCCUACCACUUUGGCAUCAUCGGCCUCAACAUGAAUGGAUAUUUCCACGAGGUGUAUUUCAAAAAACACAAGUUUAACACGGUGCCUCACGUGCAGCUGAAGAACGUGGACAGCUUAAAGAAGGAUGCCUAUGAAGUGGAAAUCCAAAGCCUGCUUAAGGAGGCAGAGGUGCUGGACCACACCAAGAACCCGUGUGAGGACUCGUUGCUGCCGGACUCCGAGGGGAAAGUCUAUGUCAUGUUCAUUAAGAUGACGUCAGAGACGGACACCUCGACCUGGACUGAGCUCGCUAAGUGCCUUCAUGUUUGGGACCUUGACGUUCGGGGGAAUCACAGAGGCCUGUGGCGACUCUUUAGAAAGAGGAGUCAUGUCCUGGUGGUGGCCGUGCCCAUCUCCCCAUACUCAGUGAAGAAACCUGCCAAUGUCACCCCCAUCCACUUAGAGCCCCUCCCCAAAGAAGAGGGUGCCCCGGCGGAUCAGCUGUAAACCUCACACUCUUGCACUCUCACGCACACACAAAAGGCGUUUGAACCAGCUCGGCCGGGACUUAACAAUUCCUUCAACCACUAACAACAAAGCUUGGGAACUGCAACCUUUUACUUUUUUUUUUAUCAUAAACACAAUUCAGCCAACCCGUAAGUGGAGGAGGAUGACACUCAAUUGACUUUUGGUACUAAGUGACUUUUUCCUAUACUAUUUCCCUGAAAAGUGUGUGAUCUUGUUUGGGUCAUUUGCCUAACAGCAGAGAUAUCUGAAUUUAAAAACUACUGAGUGUACAUACUGUAUGUUUAACUUAUCUCUAUUUAUUUGCCUGUAUCAAUCCAGACCUUUUGCUUUUCAUUUUUUUAUCACAUUUUAUCUGGAUAAGUGCAUUUUUUAAUAGAGAUGAACAAAAUAAUGAUGUAAUGUACAUACAUACAAAUAUAUUUUCAAUAAAAUAGACAGUCUGCAUA